Puccinia graminis f. sp. tritici CRL 75-36-700-3 is the source of this 1716-nucleotide messenger RNA. RefSeq lists its product as uncharacterized. NCBI's taxonomy places the organism in Eukaryota, Fungi, Basidiomycota, Pucciniomycetes, Pucciniales, Pucciniaceae. The record is from RefSeq and is a predicted model, not a curated record. The transcript is spliced from 5 exons. The coding region runs from base 1 to 1716 and encodes 571 amino acids.
AUGCCUAAGCCUGGAACCCAGCGGCGAGAAAAGCACCUGUUCAAUCCCUACGACCCUAACAAAACAAAACGUGAUUUGGUAAAUUUUAUAAAGCUCAGGGCGGACCCAGGCGAAUUGAAGGGAACAAUUGAUGCGAAUACCCCGUUAGACGUGCUCCAAACGAUUGCAGCAAAAUUGGCCAUUCCUGAGCGGCAAUCAGCUACUCAUAAUGAUCAGGCUUCUCCAGCCGCAGGCGACGAGGCUGAUUUCUCAGCGAAUCCCCCGAGUAGUGAUCUCUUGUCUCUCGAAGAUGGUGCGGGUCUCGCGGUACUUAAGCAUGUUAAAUCCAAAAAAACAAGAAAACCUCGGGAAUCUCAGGCAGCGGACCAAGUCGGGCUAGAGAAGGGUGCCAAGCCGUCCGGCGUCACAAGGGAGAAGAACGUGAGAAAUGCGGCUGGGCCGGAGAAAACUCGAGCAUCCACAGGUACCAAUGCAUCCCUAGUGGAUAAUGAGGGGGAUCCGGAAAAAACUCGAGCGUCCGCGGGUGCCAAUGCGUCCCCAGUGGAUAAUGAGGGGAAUCCAACUGGGUCUGGAGAAGAACCGGAGAAGGGGAUCGCUUUGCAAGGGUCUCGGUUAAAGAGGUCGGCGGCGCGGCAAACUAGGGCGGAUAAAGCUGCUAAGACCCGACGGGUAGAAAGUGCUAAAAGUCGACCAGCUGGACCGGUGGCCACGAAUGAACAGUCAAGCUCAAAUCCAGCUGGUACGACUCAGCCACCGAUUUUUAAUCUCCCAGACCCGGAAGUGCAACCUCUGACUGCAUCGCAAGCAGACCGUGAGCUUGUCGGUCGCGGCGGCUGCCGUCGAAAGGCAUCCUCUAGUCGUCCAGUUGUCCAGCCCAAGGCCAACGUCAAGACGCCCUGUAGUCGGCCUGUUCCUCGGACGAACGUGAAGGAAGAUCGAUAUUUAAUCUCGCCGACCGAUCUUGGCCUUGGGGGGUCACCUUCAAGAGCUACGGAACCGGAACCGUUCAUUGUGUUCGAGCCAGAUAACAUCCUGGAACAGUCAUCACCAGAAGAUACGGCUCGGUUGGCCAAAUGGCCCCCCUUACUGAAGCAUGUACCCAAAGGGGCUUUCGUGUACCGUAAAAGUCUUCGACAAGAGGAUAGUUGCGCGAACUAUCCAUUCCGCGAGGUCGUCGAGGAUGAGUUGAAGCAGCUGUACAGCCGAAUGAAGAACAAUGGCCCGUCGGAAGAGACCCUAGGGAUGUCAGUGGUGCAGCCGGUGGUCGAUACACCCCGGAGGAAUGCUUUCUUGAGACCCAAGUCAACACCAAGGACGUUCCUCGAGAGCCUAGUCAUCAGGGGUCUCAUCCCUACUGUACCUUCCCCUUCAACUCCACAGUCUUGUUUACAACCGCCGCUCUCACCUUUGGUGGUCCUGGAUUCGCCGGAGGGGCAAAAUCUCAUCAGACGCUCUUGGGGCCAGGGCCAACAGUCGGGCACCACAGUGGACGUUGGUGGAUCCAUCGGACCGGCCGGAAUCGACACGGGGGAGAACCAGUCAUCCAGUGAGCCAAGUGAACCCGGUCGAGCAAGUGUGCGCGGUAGAACUCGUGAAUUACGUGUAGUCACCGGCGAGUGGGAAGAGAUCACCGGUCCCCGUGGGCUCGGCCUCGCCUCGACGACACCUGACCGGCCGAAACCCCGCGCGGACGAGAGUGAGUAUCAAUGCGACUGA